AUGAUGAUGCCAGCUUUCACCCAAGCCCUUUCCAUACUUUUCCUUGUCCUUGUUGUGCAUCAGCCAAAUUUCACCGCUGCCUUUCAUGUCCCAGAAGGUUCCACGACCACCACCGCCGCAGGUAUGAUUAGCAGAGGAGGAGCUACCGAAAAGGGAGUUCUUCCGCCCGGCAGCACAUCAUCACACAGAUUCUUCAAAUCACGGAAACCUUCCACCACCACUACCUUGAAGCUCUCUUCUCAGCAGCCUGCUGGUGGUGGUGGUGGUGAUGGUGGUGGUGGUGGUGACGCGAUUACUGUCAUAGAUCGGGACUUUCGAGUUGCCAGCAUUUUCUUGUUGGGCGCCGUUGGAUUUGCCCAAAUUCCCAUUUUGAAAUUCGUACUGGCUCCAGUCGCGGGUCUUUUGGGAGUCUUGUUUUUAGUACAAACCUUUCGGUUGCAAUUUGUGUGCGACGCUCAAGCCUUUGAACUUUUGAACACUUCCAAGGCAUCAGGAGAAAACAUUCUGGUGGGUGGACAAAAUCGAUGGACGUAUAAUUCUUUUGUGAAUUACGAAUUCUUUCCCAAGGGCUGGAUUGAUCAACCACAGGGACCUAUCUUGGUGUAUUUCAAAGAAACUCAAACUCCAAAGGAUCAAUGGGAAAAGGGUCCAGGUGCUGCUGCAAAUUCGGAACAAGCGAAAGAAAAGGGAGCGGUUCCUGGGCAAGCUCACUUUUUCCCUGCCUUGUGCAACACUCAACAAUUGCGAGCGGAAUGGGAAAAGAGAGGUUGUUCCAAACUUGAAUAA
Molecule: messenger RNA, 786 nt
Organism: Cylindrotheca closterium
Lineage: Eukaryota; Bacillariophyta; Bacillariophyceae; Bacillariales; Bacillariaceae
Source: the annotation of a GenBank genome assembly